Molecule: messenger RNA, 672 nt
Organism: Soboliphyme baturini
Lineage: Eukaryota; Metazoa; Nematoda; Enoplea; Dioctophymatida; Soboliphymatidae
Source: the annotation of a GenBank genome assembly
AUGGAGAGAUGCGUCAUAAACGUCGUCGUUGCCACGGUUGGAGGUGGGCCAGAGGUAAAACUGGUGGUCGUGCAGGCUGACAGGGGAGUACUGUCACUGACGAAUACACAGCAGCCUGAGACGGCGCCGCAGCGAGGACAACAACGUGAUGAUGAGGAGGCGAGUUAUACGUGUGUGUGUCUGUCUGUGUGUGAGGCGGUUCGGCGGACGGCUGUUUUCGGCCGGCCGGAACAGAACGCGAGCGGAGUGGCCCUGACACCAGAAGCGUUGCGUCAACUUCACUUCGCCUUCGUUCGCACACAGCACAUCAGAGAUACCUGCAGUGAUCAUCGACGAUCGGCUGGCUCCGCAUGGUACCAAGUUCUGUGCAGCAACAUGCCAUUAUUUCAGCUAUUUGUCUAUUGUUCAGCGGCCAGCCACACGCACACAUUCGCGACCGACAGCCGACUGACGGACGGCCCAGCCCAACCGGUAGUCGAACAACAACCCACCUGGUCUGUUGGUCCUUGUGUGUGUCUGUCGGUUUCGGUCUCCUCUGCCUUUACCCCAACCGCCUCGGAACAACACCCAUAUGAAGCACGCCUGCUACCGUUGCAGGCUCUGGUUUUGUCACGGUUCGUCGCCGUCGACCAUCGUAAGUCAUACCAUAGGGGUUCGCUGUCCGCCACGUGA